UGUUAGAUGAGAUAAAGCUUACAGAGUUUAGAUUUUGGGCUGCCGGGUGCGAUAAGUAAUAAUGAGUUACAGGCUACAUUAAGAUAUAUCAAGGUUGGAGACCAAAGUUGAGAGGCUAAAGUCGGUAGUACAAGUUAAAGAUAGGGAGAUUGCAACAGUUACACGAAUAGAAGCCAAAGGUAAGGCUGCUUUUAAAGCUCAAAUUGACAAGCUACAGUAGGAAAAUGUUGAACUCCAGAGAAGGGUUAUUGGCAAUCAGCAAGUAAGAACUCAACAAAUACAUGAGAUGAAGAAGAAAGAAAAGGAGUACAUCAAAUUGCAGGUGAGAACCUACAGGGUAUAGGAAUACCUACAGGAAAGCUGGAUAUGUAUGUUGCUGCUGCUGGCAUAAACCCUCAAAGAUGAAAGAGGCACUAUCAGCAUUGACAUGUACAUGUGAUUUUAGGCAUGAACCAGGAGAGUGAGAGUUUUAGUGUGCCGUGUUUAGAAUUUGCCGAUAUCUUUUUCCCGUUCCAGCAAGUAUUCCUGAUUGUGGGGGAUUUAUUGGAGUUGAGGAGUCCCACAAUCUUUAUGUUCUGUUUGUUUUUCCAUCACUUUUUCAAGGCUGUUCAAUUGGAGUUCCAUCUUCAGAUGGAAGUCGUAUUCUUGGCCUCGGUGACCGUUCAGGGAAUAGGAAUACCUAGAUUGGAGGGAGAAGAGUAUCUAUCUAUUGUUGAUGAAUUUAUGGAAGUCGUGCAUACAUGUUGGCCUAAAGCUAUUGUUCAGUUUGAGGAUUUUCAAAUGAAAUGGGCUUUUGAAACAUUACAACGUUAUCGUAAGAGGUUCUGCAUGUUCAACGAUGACAUACAAGGAACUGCUGGUGUUGCUCUCGCUGGACUAUUGGGAAAUGUGAGAGCUCAAGGGCAGCUAUUGAGUGAUUUUGUUAACCAAAAGAUAGUAGUGGUAGGGGCUGGAAGGUAUUGUCAGCUUGUUGGGCUCGGUGUUCUUAACAUGGCUAUUCAGGCUGUUUUGAGAAUGUCUGUCCAAGUUUUUCCUUCCAUGAGAGUUACUGAUUUCAGAAACCAAUCGGAUGGGGUUUGGAAUUUGGGUAGCUUUGUUAUGGGUUAA
Messenger RNA from Cucumis sativus (cucumber), 1107 nucleotides. RefSeq names its product NAD-dependent malic enzyme 59 kDa isoform, mitochondrial-like. Lineage: Eukaryota; Viridiplantae; Streptophyta; Magnoliopsida; Cucurbitales; Cucurbitaceae. The record is from RefSeq and is a predicted model, not a curated record. Gene Ontology annotation, cellular component: mitochondrion. The coding region runs from base 448 to 1107 and encodes 219 amino acids. The transcript is spliced from 11 exons. Gene Ontology annotation, molecular function: NAD binding; malate dehydrogenase (decarboxylating) (NAD+) activity. Gene Ontology annotation, biological process: malate metabolic process; pyruvate metabolic process.